This is a messenger RNA of Glycine soja, 657 nucleotides long. RefSeq names its product late embryogenesis abundant protein At1g64065-like. The transcript has a single exon. Bases 1 to 657 code for a protein of 218 amino acids. Lineage: Eukaryota; Viridiplantae; Streptophyta; Magnoliopsida; Fabales; Fabaceae. The record is from RefSeq and is a predicted model, not a curated record.
AUGGCAAAGUCCUUGUCAAGUCCUGUGGCAAACAAAUCCAGCAUGACAACAGAGGAAGUGAUCGCCAUGUUCCCAUCACGCAAAGAAGAAAAAGAAAGCAGCAAAUGUUUGGUGUAUGCUUUGGUUGUCUUUGUAGCCAUAUUGUUCAUUUGGCUUGUUUUUGCAUCUAUCGUGUUGCGGGUGGGAGAUCCCCAGAUUCAGUUGAAAUCAGCCAGGUUGAUGCACAAUACUUAUAAUAAUCAUAGUGUUUCAUCAAAUUCUUCCUUUAAGGUGACCUUGCUAGCUCGCGUGUCCCUCACGAACCCAAACUUGUUCUGUCGCUUCUAUUACGGGAACACUAGAGUGAGUGUGCUCUAUGGGGCUUCCAGUGUUGGUGCAUGGGAAUUGGAAGGUGCGAGAUUGGAGGGUAGAGAAACCAAAGAAAUCGAUUUCGUGGUUCACAUGAGUUUCAGUACUAAGCUAGUGGUAGUAAAGAGAAAUCUAACCAAUGAUACUACCCACUCUGACUCUGCAGGCAUGCUGAAACUCAGAAGCUACGCAAAAUUAAGUGGUACAGUGCACGUGCUGAACAUGGUAAAUAAGAAAAAGACCAUAGAAGUGGCUUGUAUUCUGAAUCUCAACUUGACCUCAUAUUCCACACAACAUUUCCAAUGCUAA